Saccharomycopsis crataegensis is the source of this 1386-nucleotide messenger RNA. RefSeq lists its product as uncharacterized. Bases 1 to 1386 code for a protein of 461 amino acids. The record is from RefSeq and is a predicted model, not a curated record. Lineage: Eukaryota; Fungi; Ascomycota; Saccharomycetes; Ascoideales; Saccharomycopsidaceae. The transcript has a single exon.
AUGACAAGAAAAUCACAUAACAAGAGAAAAUCCCAUAAACGUGUCUCCAGAAGGCACUCCAAUGAGGUAUCGCCAUCAUCAUCACCAAUACUAGCGGAUCAAUCAAAAACGAACGAGACUCAACCAAUAAUAGAAUCAUCAUCAAGCACGACAUCGUCGGAACUCCAGCCCCCAGCUAUCAUUGUUUCUUCGGAAUACAACGCUUUUUUCGAUAAUCAAUCAGAUGAUGAGGAAACUGAGGGUGCUCUUUGGAAACAACAACCGACUGCAACCGAUAACUCAUCAGCACAACAACCAAAAAUGUUCCUGACACAAACCAUAGAUCAAAUACUAUCGCCUAAUAUUUCGUGCUUUGCCGGGCUCAGCCCAUCAAAUAAUGUCUUUGAAGAGGACGAUUUUCUCACCAACAAUAACAGCUUUGACGAUCCGUUUGAUGCUGAUUUCAUUGAUGAUAACGAUUUUGAAACGUUUUCCUUUAAUGACAUGGAAGAUAUCUUUGAUCAUUCAGACAGCCACAGUAACUAUGAAACAUCGGAAACUGAAGUAUCGGAAGACGAGGCGAAACGAACCAAUUUCCUACAAGAAGACCAAGAUCUUGCAGAACUCGACGCCCCACUAAACAAUGACCUCUCAUUCAGUGAUAUUAGUCAGUUUUAUAACGGCUUGAGUGAUGAAGAUGAUGACGAGGACAGUUUUGAAAUUCAAACAGUAUCUCACGGCAGAGCGGUCAGAGUUUCAAAAUCUCUUGACUCAUUUCCAGAAAUUCCAAAAAGACUAUUCACCCCAAACAAGUCCAUCCAACCCACAAAAUCAUCAUUGAAAUACAAAAGUGAUGAUACCGUCACAUUUAUUGUUUCCGCACAGAAUGGUAAUAACAGAGAUGCUACGCGAUAUGCCACCGAAUUAAAUUCUGAUAAUGGCAGAGGAAUCCCUUUUCCUUCACAUAAAGACGAUACCGUGUGUAUCGCUGCGAACCAAACAAAGAGAAACAGAAAGAAACAUAAAAAGGCCGCUAUCAUCAAAGCCCAGGAGGUGAUAAAAUGCAAAUCAUCGAAAGAGACGACAGCUACGCAGAAAGACAAGUCUGGCCAUGUUGGUUUUUAUACCGAAAACGCUCUCAAGAAUUACCUACGGAGUAAGAGCUACUAUGGACUUUUCAGAAAAGGGAGUUCUUUCAAGGAUCAAUCUAACUCAUUGAAUGGUGGGAUGAAACAACUUAGAAAAUACAACUCCUCCAUCCAGCUAAAUGAGUCCAAAAAUAUGAACUCAGUGACAUCUCACGACUUGAAAUUGAUCACCAAAGAAUACUCUCUCAAUCUGAAUCAAUCGCAGUCAACAAAGACAAAGAAGAAGUCAGUCAAGUGGGCUCUGAAACUUGAAUGGUGA